AUGUCUCCCGGGGGUGAUGCGGCAGAAGACGGUGCCAAAGGCAGCACCUCCUUGGCUCCUAGAAAGCUGUGCCAAUUUCUGGGCCAGUUUGAUGCAUGUUUCCUGUCACCCACGUGGGAACAUCAGUCGGGUGUCAUCAAACAGCCCAUCUACCUCAUUUUGGAAUUGGCCGUGGACCAUCUGUGUCGGGACAGGAAUGGAUGGCCAAAGGACAUUGACUUUUUCUGCUUUCCUUCUCCGGUGGGGGCUCAGCACGUCUGGAGCGAGAGUGAAGACUGCUUGCCUUUCCUGCAGUUGGCGCAGGAUUACAUCUCCUCUUGUGGCAAGAAGACCCUCCAUGAAGUGUUGGAAAAAGUCUUCAAGUCAUUCAGACCUCUGCUGGGACUCCCCGACGCCGACGACGACACGUUCGAGGAGUACAGUGCCGACGUGGAGGAGGACGAGCCCGAAGCCGACCACCACCAGAUGGGCGUCAGUCAGCAGUAAGCUCUGGAGGCGCGCGAGGAGGACGGACGUGGGCCUCGGGGGCCAGGUGGGCUCCCGGGCUCCUGUGCUGGCGUCUCCCCUUCGCUCACCCCACAGGAAGCCUGACUCCUGGCAUCAGAAUUAAAGUGAAAUUUAAUUUUAA
This is a messenger RNA of Monodelphis domestica (gray short-tailed opossum), 628 nucleotides long. The record is from RefSeq and is a predicted model, not a curated record. Lineage: Eukaryota; Metazoa; Chordata; Mammalia; Didelphimorphia; Didelphidae.